Molecule: messenger RNA, 324 nt
Organism: Galendromus occidentalis (western predatory mite)
Lineage: Eukaryota; Metazoa; Arthropoda; Arachnida; Mesostigmata; Phytoseiidae
Product: neuropeptide-like protein 31
Exons: 2
Coding region: 1-324 (107 amino acids)
Source: RefSeq, a predicted model, not a curated record
AUGGCCUCUCUGAUCGCAGCUCUCGUCUUGGCCAUGAUCACGAUGUCUGCUAUGGCUGAGCAUUAUGGAGGCUACGGUCACCAAAGAUAUGGAGGAUACGGCGCCUACGGGGGAUACGGUGCUCCAGGAGGCUACGGAGGUUAUGGAGGAUAUGGCAAGGGUCAUCCCGUGGUGUAUCACAGAGUUGGCUACAGCCACGGAUACGGCGGCUACGGCCACGGUGGUUACGGAUACGAGGGCUAUGGCUUAGGAUACGGCGGCCGCGGUAGGAGAUAUGGCGGCUACGGCUUAGGAUAUGGGUACGGUCGAAGAUACUACGGUUGA